Messenger RNA from Phytomonas sp. Hart1, 1866 nucleotides. Lineage: Eukaryota; Euglenozoa; Kinetoplastea; Trypanosomatida; Trypanosomatidae. The record is from the annotation of a GenBank genome assembly.
AUGUCUUCCAAUUUGACGAUGCCCCCGCAGGCCUUGGGCAGUGGCGGUGCGCAGGGGGAUUCUCAGCGUACGCCGCAUAUUAUACGUAGCCGAACCGCCUCGCCGGAUAAAAAUAAAAUGAACCAAUACACGAUAAAACUUCGCGAGCGAAUUGUUGAAAUUUACGGCAGCAAUCGGACGGUAUGGGCGCUACCACCGCUGAUGAAGGUGCACACCCCAUGCCAUAAAUUUGGACUCUCAUGCCCUCCCGAGUACGUGGAGUUUUUGGAAGAUAUUCUCCGACAGGCUCUACGGGAAAAUCCUACAUGUAAGCUCAAUCUCAGCGAAGGCUGCGAUAUCGUCUUGUUAAAUCUCACGCGCUGGGUUUUCACCGGCGACUGCGUUCCCGUUGAGAAUGGAAGCAAGGCGGCGGCGCCAUCGUACUUGAAUUCCUCAUCGGCGGGCAAAAUCGGUACGAUAUCAGGCUCCUGUCCAACCACAAGUAUGGCAAACGAAAAGGAUCCCAAAUCGCCUUCAACGCAUCCAAUGGUAUCCUUUACGGGGAAUGAAGACUACGAGUUGGAGCGUCUUACCCUUCUUGACAAUUUACAGCAAUAUGUGCGAGUGUUGGAGAAUAAGCUCGCGCAGGUUCGUCGGGCGAGGUGGUAUGGCGAGGCCCCUGAAGGGCAUCGUACCCAAACCGGCGAUCUCGAACUUUCCUUUCGAGUGAAGGAAUAUGCCAUUUGGAUUUCGAAAACUUUACAGGAAAAGACUGGGGCCGAGCGUUAUACACGCUGUGCAGAGCAAAAAAUCAAGACUUGGUUAAUUGAGAUCUUUUUUGUAAUCGAUUGGCCGCUUAAUUGGCUUUUUUAUUACCUUUUUCUGCGUUUGUUGCCCUGUUCAGCGGUAGUGGCGUUUGGGGUGUGGGUGUGGGCGGAUUUGCCCUGGCCUGAUAGCGUCGUGAGCUACGUGUUAAACCUUCCGAAAGCGCGGCCCGAGGGGUCUUACGAUGAAAAUCAAACCAAAAUGCCCGUAUCGCACUUGAAAGCGUCGUUUUUGCAUGCAAUUGCUGAGAAGUUCGGUGCUGAGGGUAGUUCUUGUCCUUUCGCUCGUUCUCGUGAUGAAGUCGAACAUGAUGGGGUCGUUCAAACCGAACGAUCCUCUACAUCCCUGGGGCUCACAACCUUAGAAAAUGAGAAGAACUCAACUCAGAGCCCUAAAUUAGCCUCUCACAGCGUUCAAGAGGGGUCUGAACGUGAAAAAGCAUUGGCUAUUCCCUCAUUCGCUCCAUUGCACACCAGACCUGAGGAUUCACUCAAUAUUUUUCAUCAUCCGAUGCAUUCUUUGACGGGUACACGCACAACCACCCUGGAAGAACGUCAGUAUGAUCGUCAGGUUGCCGUUUCCUUUACGCUGAUCGAUGAUUACUUUAAUAUUGAUUCAACCUAUUUUCUUUUUUUAAGGCUGCGGCUUGCGUUUUGUUUGUUUACUUUGCUCGCGCUUCUUUGGUGUAGUUUUGAGUGUUAUCGAUAUGGGCAUCGCAUUUUUGCCGAUAGCGGCGGUUCGCAAUGGUUAAGCAGGUUUGAGAGCUCCAGCGGGGGAAAUUCUCGUGAGAGUUGGCUGACGAUAAAUCGACUUCAUCUUCAUUUUUCUUCCGCCCUUUCUGUUUUCACAAGCGGAGCUGGAAGGUUCCUUCGACGAUUACUGCCUUCGUGGAUGUCGGCUUCGAUCGGGUUGUAUGUGUUGUAUUCCUUUCUCGGAUCGGUGGUUUUGGUGGCAUUUCGGGAAACGUUUAGCGCUUUUCAGGAACUUCUGGAUGGGGAAAGCGAGUCGGCGGUUCGGCAGAUACCUAUUUUACGGCUUGAUCCUGUCGUAGAAAUGGAAUAG